AUGCCAGCGCGACAAGACUGGUUAACGCCGAAGCGCCCGGAAACGAGAAAAUCCAUGACUGGAAGACCGCGCAUGCCAACGGGAGGCUCAACCAGAGGCACAACUGUGGUCUGGGGCGAUUACGGUCUGAGGAUGAAAGAUCACGACCGGAGAGUGUCAGCAAAACAACUCAAAACCGGCGAAGAGACCAUACAUCGAAGACUGCGCGGAGAGCAUUACAAACUAUAUAAAAGAGUCAGUGCAAACAUCGGCGUCUACGUUAAGGGAAACGAUGUGCGUAUGGGCAAAGGAAAAGGAAAAUUCGACCAUUGGGCUGCCCGGAUACCUGUCAGCAGAAUCAUCUUCGAAGUCAAAGGCAAAAUUCACGAACAGGUGGUAAGAGACGCCUUCAGACUGGCUGGCAACAAACUGCCGGGCAUGUAUGAGUUUGUCAGGAAAGGCGACCCUCCUGUUGUUGGCAUCACGAAACUGGGCAACGGAGUAACCCUGGAGAAGCUCAAGGAGGCCAAAAGAGAAGUGGAACCUCAGAAUAAAACGGAGGAGCCACAACUGAUGACACCGCCCGUGGCGAAUACGCCCCAGCAAACAGUUUCCACCUAG
This is a messenger RNA of Capronia epimyces CBS 606.96, 600 nucleotides long. RefSeq lists its product as uncharacterized. Gene Ontology annotation, molecular function: rRNA binding; structural constituent of ribosome. Gene Ontology annotation, biological process: mitochondrial translation. NCBI's taxonomy places the organism in Eukaryota, Fungi, Ascomycota, Eurotiomycetes, Chaetothyriales, Herpotrichiellaceae. The transcript has a single exon. The coding region runs from base 1 to 600 and encodes 199 amino acids. Gene Ontology annotation, cellular component: mitochondrial large ribosomal subunit; ribosome. The record is from RefSeq and is a predicted model, not a curated record.